UCAGUCGUGUUUCGAUCGCACUUUGAGUACAACGCCACGCAAUGACAAAGUGUUCAGUGAAAAACUGUUCAAAUAAUACUAUAUCCAAACUUAAAAAGGAUGGAGUGUCGUAUUUCAGUUUUCCGAGAAAUCCUAUACGGUGUUCUGAGUGGGCAGCGAUCAUAGGAAAAGCUCGAGGUGAAGAAUUUUACAAGCCACAUAAAGGUUCCGUUGUCUGUUCCGAUCACUUUCUUCAGUCGGACAUUUACACAACAAAUAAAGGUUUCAGAAGACUCAUUAGAAGCGCAAAACCAACAUUCCGUGUUUGGUGCAUUCCGUGCUGACUAUAUUAAUCAUACAUAAUAUAACGCUCAGAACGUGAGCAGGCCCGAGCGAUAUGAAGCAGUUUGAAUUCGGCCUUAUAAGCCCGAAUACGUUUCCCGCCGCGGCAGUCUGUGUGUGAGUGUGAGUGAAGUGAAACGUCUGUGUCACGUUGUCCAGUUCCAAGACAAACAGUGCGUGAAAUUUAAUUUAAAAAUGACUUACUGUAUAGUGAAAGGAUGUUACAACGCGUCUCAUAAUAAAAAAAGGAAGGAGAAGAAAAUCACAUUUCAUUCAUUUCCUUCGAAUCCCAUUGCUGCUGCUCGAUGGAUAGAUAAAAUACGACUUAAUCGAAAACAAAAAUGUUGGAAGCCAACAAAAUAUUCUAUGAUAUGUUCCGAGCAUUUCGAUGAUAAAGAAAUAUAUGGUACUAAAGGUGGCUAUAGUAAAUUAGUUCAGAAUGCUAUUCCAACAAAGGGACUGCAUAUUUUUUGCAGAGAUGAAUGUCACAAUAGUAAUGACAACCUAAAUGAUCCUCCCAAUUUGGAUAAGACACGGCUGGGCUCAUCGUGUCAUGAAGCCAACGAAAAUAAUCAAAAUAUCAAUUGCAACGUAGCAGAAGGUUCAAACGAGCCCAACACUACAAAUAAGAUCAGUGAUGCUCCGAUGUCAGAUGAUAACGCUGAAUACGAAGUUAUAAUAAAAUCAGAAGUAGAUUCCGAUGAUGAAGGCCACAGAGAACCCACCUCACAAUUACCACAAGUUACUCAAUACUCUACACCUGCUCUAAAUGUUCAACCAUCAACAUCAACUAUGAAUUAUUCAAGAAACACUGAGGAUACGACAAUGUACGAAGAUAAAGAAAUAUUCGAAGCUGUUAUAAAAAGAGAACCACCUUCUCAUGACGAAACCUCCAGCACCAUAUUUUUACCACAUGCUGACAAAUGCUCUCCUUUAUUCGUGAAUUCUUCAGCUUCAUCUGUGAAUAAUACAGCAAUGACAGAAGGUAAUACAAAAAGCGGAGUAAUUAUAAAAAGAGAACCAGAUUUUGAUAGCGAAUAUUCCGGCAACAUAGAUAUAGUUCAUACUGAUGUGCGAAUAAAUUCUUUACAAGAACAAUCUAAGUGUAACCUGAGCGGUCUAUAUGAAGACUCGAAGACGUUGAUCUGGGCAAAGAAGUUAGCCAGAAUGACUCCUCAACAGAGGCUACUUGCUGAAAAGGCGAUAGACCAAGUACUCAAUGAAGCCGAGCUUGGGAAUCUACGUGAGGGUUCAGUUAGAAUCAAUUAAAACUAAGGAAUAAAUAAAUAUAAAUUAAUAAA
This is a messenger RNA of Leptidea sinapis, 1622 nucleotides long. Its product is annotated as THAP domain-containing protein 5-like. The transcript has 9 exons. The record is from RefSeq and is a predicted model, not a curated record. NCBI's taxonomy places the organism in Eukaryota, Metazoa, Arthropoda, Insecta, Lepidoptera, Pieridae. The coding region runs from base 517 to 1590 and encodes 357 amino acids. Gene Ontology annotation, molecular function: sequence-specific DNA binding.